Messenger RNA from Colletotrichum karsti, 672 nucleotides. Its product is annotated as 3-oxoacyl-(acyl-carrier-protein) reductase. The transcript has a single exon. Gene Ontology annotation, molecular function: oxidoreductase activity. Bases 1 to 672 code for a protein of 223 amino acids. The record is from RefSeq and is a predicted model, not a curated record. Lineage: Eukaryota; Fungi; Ascomycota; Sordariomycetes; Glomerellales; Glomerellaceae.
AUGCUCCUCUACACCUCCGAAACCAGCGCCGAAAAGGUCGACGUCCUACUCACCAAAAUCACCUCCCUCCCACACCACCCCCUCGCAACAUCUUGCAAAACAGACCUCUCAUCCCCCUCCGCCCCCGCAACAGUUCUCGCUGCCCUGACAACAUGGCUCGGCAGCCCCUCCUCCAAGAUCGACAUCCUCGUCAACAACGCCGGCACGGAGCUCAACGCGCCCUUGGGCACCAUCACAACCGAAAACUUCGCAGCCGUCUACGACCUCAACGUCCGCGCCCCUCUGCUCCUCACCCAGGCCCUCCUCCCGCGCCUCAACCCGGGGUCGCGAAUCAUCAACAUCUCCUCCGUCGGCGCCCGCGCCGGGUUCGCGGGCCUGGGGCUGUACUGCUCGUCCAAGGCCGCGCUGGAGGGGCUGACGCGGUGCUGGGCGCGCGAGCUCGGUGCGGACGGCACGACGGUGAACUGCGUCGCCCCCGGGCCAGUGCAGAGCGACAUGCUGGAGAACAUACCGCGGGAGAUCGUGGAGAUGCAGAAGAGGGAGACGCCGGUGCAGGCGAGGGUCGGGACGGCGGAGGAGGUGGCGAGGAUUGUCGGGUGGUUGGCGAGCGAGGAGGCUUCGUGGGUUAGUGGGCAGGUCAUCAGCGCGAGCGGGGGAUGGGCCAUGUACUGA